Messenger RNA from Prorocentrum cordatum, 554 nucleotides. The record is from the annotation of a GenBank genome assembly. Lineage: Eukaryota; Dinophyceae; Prorocentrales; Prorocentraceae.
AGGAGCCUGCGGUCGAGAGCGGCCCCGAGUGGGAGUACGCCUACCACGGGACGUGGUGGUACGCGGCCUGGCUCAUUCUGGAGACGGGCGUCUUCCUCGAGUCCAACGACCUCAGCCUCGGGCACGACUUCUGGGAGCCGGGCGUGUACUGCUCCCCGGACUUGGACACGGGGCUGUGGUACGCCCGCCCCCACAUCCUCUUCGGGGACGGCGUGUACCACCGAGUGAUCCUUGAGCUCAAGGUUGACCCCGCCCGGCGCAAGAAGAACAGAAAGCGCGGGGGCGUGCAGUGGGUCUUCCCCUUCGAGGCCGUGGCCCUCAGCGCCGUGCUGGUCCGCAUCAACGCCCCGCCAGCCAAAGGCGAGGAGCGAGUAAACGAGUGGGAGCCCGAGCUCGAGGCGGUCCCCCUGGACGCGCUGCGCCCGGAUGCGAUCGUCAACCCCCGGCAGGAGCCGUGGCCGUACUACGACGACCCGCACCCGUUCGACCUGGGCAGCACGGACGUGCCGCCGUGGAUGCGGACCCCGAAGGCCCUCCGGCGCGAGUGGGGGUGA